This is a messenger RNA of Trichogramma pretiosum, 1026 nucleotides long. It is a transcript of the gene Coq7, whose product is annotated as 5-demethoxyubiquinone hydroxylase, mitochondrial. Gene Ontology annotation, molecular function: 3-demethoxyubiquinol 3-hydroxylase activity. Lineage: Eukaryota; Metazoa; Arthropoda; Insecta; Hymenoptera; Trichogrammatidae. The record is from RefSeq and is a predicted model, not a curated record. Gene Ontology annotation, cellular component: nucleus; mitochondrial inner membrane. Gene Ontology annotation, biological process: regulation of reactive oxygen species metabolic process; ubiquinone biosynthetic process; determination of adult lifespan. The transcript is spliced from 3 exons. Bases 307 to 897 code for a protein of 196 amino acids.
CGAGUUUCAAUUUUCUUCUUAAUCACUUAUUUCGACAAAUUCCUAUAAUCAUAUCGAUGAUUUUAUCGCACUAAUGAUAUAUCAUCUGGCAUAUUGGAUUAAAAAAAAUUUCAAAAUUUUCUCUAAUCUGAUUCGAGUUGAGUAUUCGCAAACUGCAGCGACAGUGUGCAAGAGUAAAAAUCUGCCUUACCUUCAUAGUUUUGCGUCUGCUUUAUUCCGGCACAUAAGACUUAUUUUGUGCGAGUGACGUUUUAUGUUGACAGAUUCUGUAUAGAUUCGAUAUUCCUAAGAAUUUAAAUUUAAAUCAUGUUGGGUGCAGGAAGAGGAGCUAUUCGUAGCAUUUCAAGUAAUUCUGCAGCACCUUUGAGAACAAAAAAAGGACGCAUGCUAGAUUCUAUCAUCAGAGUAGAUCAUGCAGGAGAAUUUGGAGCUGAUAGAAUAUAUGCGGGUCAAAUGGCAAUAUUAGGUAAUACAGCUUCUGGUCCAACUAUUCAACACAUGUGGGAUCAAGAAAAAGUACACAAGGAAAAAUUUGAAGAACUGAUCAAAAAGCAUGGAGUCAGACCGACGGCCCUGCUACCGAUAUGGAAUAUUGCUGGCUGGGCGUUAGGCGCCGGUACUGCUCUUAUGGGUGAGAAGGCAGCAAUGGCCUGUACAGUCGCAGUCGAGGAUUCAAUCGUCGAGCAUUACAACGAUCAGCUGAGAUCGCUUAUGGAAGUCAGUGACGAAAGCGAUCGUGAAAUUCUCGAAACUAUCAAAAAGUUCCGUGACGAAGAGCAAGAGCAUCACGACACAGGUCUAGAGCAUGGAGCCGAACAAGCGCCGUUUUAUCAAGCUCUUACAAACGUCAUCAAAGUUGGCUGUAAAACAGCCAUAGCGAUAUCCAAAGUUAUCUAAAUAUAUCGAUAGAGUAGAUAAUAAUAUUACGUUCAUUUGCGUUGAUACUAUUAGAGCUUUUUUGUACUUUUUAGUGAUUCCACGUAUUAGUAUUUGUUAUUUAUUGUAAAUAAAAAGAAAUUUUGCGUA